UAUUUGAGGUUUUGUCCUUGGAUCAACCCUAGGUGGCAGAUUUGAGCCGGCCCUGCGGUCUCAUAGCAACACGGCGUAAAUAACAGGGAACUGCGGAGCACGAGUAAAUAUCCGACAAAAGAAUGAGACCUCCGUUCACUGCUGGUUAAAUAGACGAAUGAAUCUAAGAACGUCAACCGAAGCAGAGCCAUCUAGAGAAACUACUACAGAUUAGACACACGACUGAUGAUUGCUUGCUAGUCAAUGGGGCUGUUUGACAAGCUGGUCGGAUGGCUGGGGUUAAAGAAGGAGGUCAACGUUCUAUGUCUCGGUCUGGACAACAGUGGGAAAACCACCAUCAUCAACAAACUAAAACCCUCUAAUGCUCAGGUUCAAGACAUCGUUCCAACAAUUGGCUUCAAUAUAGAGAAGUUUAAAACAUCCAGCCUUUCUUUCACAGUCUUUGACAUGUCCGGUCAAGGCAGAUACAGAAAUCUUUGGGAACACUACUACAAGGAAGGUCAGGCUAUCAUAUUUGUCAUUGAUAGUGCAGACAAACUGAGGAUGGUAGUGGCUAAAGAGGAGUUGGACACAUUACUAAAUCAUCCUGACAUCAAACACCGGAGGAUACCCAUAUUGUUUUUCGCUAACAAGAUGGAUGUCAGGGAUGCUCUGUCUUCUGUCAAGGUCUCACAGCUGCUCUGCUUGGACUACAUCAAAGACAAACCAUGGCACAUCUGUGCCACUGAUGCUCUGAAGGGAGAAGGUUUACAGGAGGGUGUCGACUGGUUACAAGAUCAAAUUAUACAAUCAAAUCAAACAAAUGAGAACAUGAGAGCAUGAGGAGGAACCAUCCUGCAGGAGCUGCAGCAAUUCCAUACAAAUGAUUGGCUUUUUGUUGACACAAGCUUUUAUUUUGUUACCAAAGUUUCAGUUUCCCUUGCUCUUUAUUGCUCUGACUGUAUUUAAAUAUGAGGGAUCUUUGUUAACUGUAGCUGCUUUGAGGAAAAGUCAGUAAUAGUUGAACUUUCUUUGAUUUAGAUUAGUUUGAAUGUGCUAAAAAAUGACACUUUUGGUUUUUGUUAAGCCCUUUUUUUUCUCAAAGUAACAGUAGAUUAUCACUGUACUUUUAUAGCAUUUAUAGAUUUUAAAGCACAGUGCUGCAAAAUGAUUCACUUUUCAAUUCAAAAACUGUUCAGCUGACAUCACUGUAAAGAUCCUUUGCCAGUCAUGCUUUUAUCAGGCCAUAUAUACGCUCAGUAUUAUUUCAGUUUAAUUGUGAGUAGUUCAUUUUUUUGUUGUUUUUCUUUCUUUAAUUUUUCUACUAAUAGAGCAAAGGUUAUUUCAUUCCAGUUCAUUUUGUUUUGAAGCUUAACAGACUAUUACUGAAACAUCUAAUAUGACAUGUAUUCUUUUUGGAUCAGGCUCCUCAGCUUUUCUGUAGUCAUAGCUGCAGCUAUAGGACUGAAUCAACUCUGAGAUAGCAAUGUUUUAUAUAUCUUACUUGUGACUAAGUGUUUUUACUGAAUUUCAAUUGCUUAAUAUGCUGUAAAAAUUCAUAAUAUUUGUUAGUUUGGGAAUAAAAAGUUUUCUCUUUCCAGUACAUUUUUUACCAUUGUUUUAUUUUCCCAUGGUCAUUGAUACAGUUAUUUGACUGAAGUCUUUAUAUAAUUUAUCCAUAUUAGAGGGGAAAACUACAUUUCUUUCUUUAUCAUUUUUUUUUGAGUUUCUGAAGGUAAAAGGUGUUUUUGUCAUGUACUCACAUUGGUUUAAUUUAUUGUAAUUGUUAAAUAAAGAAAUAAAAAUAAGUCAAAAUCCA
This is a messenger RNA of Oryzias latipes (Japanese medaka), 1798 nucleotides long. The record is from RefSeq and is a predicted model, not a curated record. NCBI's taxonomy places the organism in Eukaryota, Metazoa, Chordata, Actinopteri, Beloniformes, Adrianichthyidae.